Molecule: messenger RNA, 1320 nt
Organism: Psilocybe cubensis
Lineage: Eukaryota; Fungi; Basidiomycota; Agaricomycetes; Agaricales; Agrocybaceae
Exons: 2
Coding region: 1-1320 (439 amino acids)
Source: RefSeq, a predicted model, not a curated record
AUGAGUGUUGCCCGCCCUAUCAUACAUCAAACCCUUGACCCUUUGCAUCGAAAUUGGGAAUACCCCGAAGUCAUAGACAGCAACACUUUGCUGAUCUCUACUUGUAUGCAACCACUCGUCGAGUUCAUCCCCACAGAGAUCAUCGGCCUUAUCAUUGAUGAAGUGGUUUUAGCAGACAAGAAGCUGGGCGCCUUCAAAACCGUCAAAGCAUGCUCGCUCACCUGUUAUGCAUUUCUUCAACACAGCAGAAGACACAUAUUUUCCGAUAUCUAUGCUGGAGAAACCGAUAAAUUGCUGAAUUUCUGCAACCUUCUCAAGGACUCGCCGUGGAUUGGACAACACGUUCGCUCUCUGUGGAUUGUCCUACCAGGCCGAUCAUACUCCUUCGACCAGAGCUUACUUUCAGUGCAUCAUCAUUUGAAGCAUAUGGAUCAGCUAAAGUCCAUUGUCAUUAAAGGAUACUCAUUGGAAUGGACAGUUGACAUUCCACUAUCACUCCGAUCUACCAUCGUACACCUAAUGCAUCUUCCGAGUGUCGUCGAUAUCCGGUUCAUUAAAAUAAUCGCCAUCUCUCCCUUAGAUCUGGCGCCUUGCAAUCUUCACACUCUUACGAUGACUAGUGCGAACUUUAUGGACAAGUGUAGGCCACUACAAUCUAUUAAGUGUCAUAAACUAUAUCUGGAAGACGUCAUACCCAGCCAGUGGAUCCGCCAUCUACAAAAAAGAAAAUUAUUCAUUGAUCUCAAAGGGCUUUGCAUAUAUCUGAGCAGCUAUAUCCAGCAAUCUCUGUAUUUUCAACUUUUAUCCGACAUACCAUACCUCGAGGAACUUGAUUUGCGAAUAUCAGAUUCUACCUACUCCCUCUUUCCAUCUAUAUUGGCUGUUCCACCUCCUUCACUGAAAUGCCUCAAAAUUCGUAUCCACAAUUCUCAUCUUUCUAUGUUGACAUGCCUAAUUGAUAGGCUCAAAAAGGUGGCCGACACGGCCGGCCAUCUUGUCCAGCAUCUCAGUUUUAACGUGAUGUCACGUUCUUCGUCAAUCUCUCAAGUUCCUUUAAUCCAAGACGUUCUUGCAGACUCCAGCAAAUGGCCAGUAUUGCAACGCAUGUCACUUCGGGUGUAUGUGCGAGAUAUGUGGCCGUCCUAUGAUGCCCCAGAGGCCGGCUGGGAAGACGAUUUGAAACUUCGAUUGCGCAAUUUUCUGGAAAACAGGCAGUCAAAUUUUGGAUUUUUUUACUCGAUUACAGACGCUUGGACUGAACACUACGAUGAAGACGAUAAAAUUGACUGGCAUGAAAUGGUGAGGAACCCCGCAGAUUAG